Messenger RNA from Actinia tenebrosa (Australian red waratah sea anemone), 83 nucleotides. RefSeq lists its product as uncharacterized. The record is from RefSeq and is a predicted model, not a curated record. NCBI's taxonomy places the organism in Eukaryota, Metazoa, Cnidaria, Anthozoa, Actiniaria, Actiniidae.
UGACAAAGAGGUAACAAUGAAUACCCCAACCGCCCACAGCACCCCGUUGACUGCAAAAAGUACCGGUCAACCACAUCUAAACC